Molecule: messenger RNA, 6516 nt
Organism: Myotis davidii
Lineage: Eukaryota; Metazoa; Chordata; Mammalia; Chiroptera; Vespertilionidae
Gene: CNTNAP4
Product: contactin associated protein-like 4
Exons: 23
Coding region: 435-4163 (1242 amino acids)
Molecular function (GO): calcium ion binding
Source: RefSeq, a predicted model, not a curated record
AGGAGAGGGGAGGGGGAGCCCCGAGGAAGCCCAGGAGCGGCAGGCCGCGCCUCCGGGUCCAGCUUUCAUCAGCAGCGCUGCACGGUGGAGCUCUGAGCGCCGCUGUGAAUUCGGAGGAGGGAUGCUGCUGUCAAUUUGUGGGACCGCUGCUGCGAGUGGGCGUGGCCUCGGAAGCGUGGAUGCUUGUUAGGAACGACGCUGGUGCUUUUUAGUGAGGAGUCAGGGCUGUGGUGUGUGUGUGUGUGUGUGUGCACGAGGGAGAGAGGGAGAGAGAGAGAGAGAGAGAGAGAGGAUUGGAGAAAGGAGGGAAGGAGGGAGUGAGGCUGAGAGACCCAGAGGUGCUGAAGACAGAACUGGCAGAGGUUCUGCGAACAGGACUGGAGCGCUGGGAGAGCCACUCAGGAUCUCUCGUGGGGAGCCCGGUAAAUGUGAGCAUGGGGUCAGUCACCGGAGCUGUCCUCACGGUGCUACUUCUGUCAUCGACUCAAAACUGGAACAGGGUCAGAGCUGGGAAUUCCUAUGACUGUGAUGAGCCUUUGGUGCCUGCCCUGUCUCAGGCCUCGUUCAGCAGUUCAUCCGAACUCUCUAGCAGCCAUGGUCCUGGCUUUGCAAGGCUAAACCGAAGAGAUGGAGCUGGUGGCUGGUCUCCACUUGUGUCAAACAAAUACCAGUGGUUACAGAUUGACCUCGGAGAGAGAAUGGAGAUCACUGCCGUGGCCACCCAAGGCGGAUAUGGGAGCUCCAACUGGGUGACCAGCUACCUGCUGAUGUUCAGCGACAGCGGCAGGAACUGGAAACAGUAUCGACAGGAGGACAGCAUCUGGGGAUUUUCAGGAAAUGCAAAUGCAGACAGUGUCGUGUACUAUAGACUCCAGCCUUCGAUCAAGGCCAGGUUUCUGCGCUUCCUCCCUUUGGAGUGGAACCCCAAGGGCAGAAUUGGAAUGCGGAUCGAGGUGUUUGGAUGCGCAUACAGAUCAGAGGUGGUUGAUCUGGAUGGAAGAAGUUCUCUCCUCUACAGAUUUGAUCAAAAAUCCCUGAGCCCCAUAAAGGAGACUAUUUCUUUGAAAUUUAAAACCAUGCAGAGUGAUGGGAUUCUACUCCACAGGGAAGGGCAAAAUGGAGAUCACAUCACACUGGAACUGAGAAGGGGAAAACUCUUUUUACUUAUUAAUUCAGCUGACACUAGACUGCCCUCUCCUCACACCCGGAUCAACCUCACCCUGGGCAGCCUGCUGGACGAUCAGCACUGGCACGCGGUGCUCAUCCAGCGCGCGGGCAAACUGGUCAACUUCACCGUGGACGAGCACCGGCACCGCUUCCACGCCCAGGGGGAGUUCAGUUCCCUGGACCUGGAUUCUGAGAUCAGCUUUGGAGGGAUUCUAGCACCUGGAAAAUCAGUGUCAUUCUCCCAGAAAAACUUCCACGGAUGUUUAGAAAAUCUCUAUUAUAAUGGAGUAGACAUCAUUGAUUUGGCCAAGCGACAAAAGCCACAGAUCUUCGCUAUGGGAAAUGUGUCUUUUUCCUGCUCACAACCCCAGUCUGUGCCUGUGACUUUUCUCAGCCCCAGGAGUUACUUAGCACUGCCAGGCUCUUCUAGGGAGGACGAGGUUGCUGCUGCUUUCCAAUUUCGAACCUGGAAUAAUGCGGGGCUUCUGCUAUUCAGUGAACUUCAGCUGGUUUCGGGGGGCCUCCUCCUCUUUCUUAAUGAUGGAAAACUUAAGCUGAAUCUCUACCAGCCAGGAAAAUUACCCAGUGACAUCACAGCAGGUGUUGGACUAAAUGAUGGACAGUGGCAUUCCGUCUCCAUAUCUGCCAGGAGGAAUCACCUGAGUGUGGUGGUGGAUGGCCAGGUGGCCUCUGCUGCUGCUUCCCUGGGGCCUGAGCAGGUUUAUUCAGGUGGCACCUAUUAUUUUGGAGGUUGUCCGGACAACAGCUUUGGAUCCAAAUGUAAAAAUCCCCUUGGUGGAUUUCAGGGAUGCAUGAGACGCAUUUCUAUCAGCAACAAAGUGGUAGAUCUGAUUUCAGUACAGCAGGGGACCCUGGGGAACUUCAGUGACCUUCAGAUAGACUCCUGUGGAAUCACAGACAGGUGUUUGCCCAACUACUGUGAACACGGUGGGGAGUGCUCCCAAUCCUGGAACACCUUUCAUUGCAACUGUGCCAACACGGGUUACACAGGAGCCACCUGCCACAACUCUAUCUAUGAGCAGUCAUGUGAAGCCUAUAAGCACAGAGGAAAUACUUCGGGGUUUUACUAUAUAGACUCAGAUGGAAGUGGUCCCUUAGAACCAUUUCUUCUCUAUUGCAAUAUGACUGAUGGGACCCCUCUGAGCUGGUGGGUUGGAAGAACCAAUGAGACCCACACGUAUUGGGGAGGUUCUUCGCCUGAUCCUCAAAAAUGUGCUUGUGGACUAGAGGGCAACUGCGUUGAUUCUCAGUAUUAUUGCAACUGCGAUGCUGACCGGAAUGAAUGGACCAAUGACACUGGAGUCCUUUCCUACAAAGAACAUCUGCCAGUGACUAAGAUAGUGAUCACAGACACAGGCCGGCCGCAUUCAGAAGCAGCUUACAAGCUGGGGCCUCUCCUCUGCCGGGGAGACAGGUCAUUUUGGAAUUCAGCUUCCUUCAACACCGAGGCUUCAUACCUUCAUUUCCCCACUUUCCACGGGGAGCUCAGUGCAGACGUGUCUUUCUUUUUUAAGACCACAGCUUCCUCCGGGGUGUUUUUAGAGAACCUGGGGAUUACCGACUUCAUACGGAUAGAGCUACGCUCUCCGGCAGUAGUGACUUUUUCAUUCGAUGUGGGGAACGGGCCCUCUGAAGUCUCGGUGCAGUCCCCCACUCACUUCAACGACAACCAGUGGCACCACGUUAGGGUUGAAAGGAACAUGAAAGAGGCAUCCAUUCAAGUGGAUCAGCUCCCACCACAGACCCAGCCCGCUCCCGCUGAUGGCCAUGUCCUUUUGCAGCUGAACAGUCAGCUCUUUGUGGGUGGAACUGCCACCAGGCAGAGGGGCUUCCUGGGAUGCCUCCGGGCCCUGCAGCUGAACGGGCAGGCCCUGGACCUGGAGGACAGGGCCAGGGUGACUCCCGGAGUGGAGCCCGGCUGCCGGGGGCAUUGCAGCAGCUACGGGAAGCUGUGUCGCAACGGAGGGAAUUGCAGAGAGAAGCCCAGUGGAUUCUCCUGUGACUGCACCUUCUCUGCAUAUUCAGGGCCUUUCUGCUCAGAUGAGAUUGCUGCAUAUUUUGGAUCCGGCUCAUCCGUGGUUUACCAUUUUCAAGAAAAUUAUCCCUUAAGUAAAAAUUCCAGCUCCCAUGCUGCUUCAUUUCAUGGUGAUCUAAAGCUGCGCCGAGAAAUGAUCAAAUUUAGCUUCCGAACAACACGGACACCCAGCUCACUGCUCUAUGUGAGCUCCUUUUAUAAAGAGUAUCUUUCAGUCAUCAUUGCCAAAAAUGGAAGUUUGCAGGUCAGGUACAAGCUGAAUAGAUAUCAAGAACCAGAUGUCGUUACUUUUGAUUUCAAAAACAUGGCUGAUGGGCAACUUCACCACGUCCAGAUUAACAGAGAAGAAGGAGUGGUCUUUGUAGAGAUUGACGAGAAUGCAAGGAGGCAAGUCCACCUGUCAUCAGGUACAGAAUUCAGUGCAGUCAAAUCUCUUGUACUGGGCAGGAUUUUAGAGCACAGUGAUGUUGACCAGGAGACGGCGCUGGCUGGUGCGCAGGGCUUCCUGGGCUGCCUGUCUGCGGUGCAGCUCAGCCACGUGGCCCCUCUGAAGGCUGCUCUGCACCCCAGCCGCUCCGCCCUCGUCACUGUCUCAGGGCACGUGACGGAGUCCAGCUGCGUGGCCCAGGCUGGCACUGACGCCACAUCCAGAGAAAGGACGCACUCCUUUGCAGAUCAUUCUGGAACAAGAGAUGACAGAGAGCCCCUAGCUAAUGCUAUCAAAAGUGACUCUGCUGUAAUUGGAGGUUUGAUAGCUGUUGUGAUCUUUAUCUUGCUGUGUAUCACUGCCAUAGCUGUUCGCAUUUAUCAGCAGAAAAGGUUAUACAAAAGAAAUGAGGCGAAAAGGUCAGAGAAUGUAGACGGUGCCGAGGCUGUUUUGAAAAGCCAGCUUGAUAGACAAAAUGCAGUCAGUGAAAAUCAGAAAGAGUACUUCUUCUGAUUGGCAGCCAUGACUUAGCUUACAAUGACGACAGUGUGUUUUAAUAGCCAGGGGCUCUAAACGGACAAAACUAUGUUCUUGCAUUGAAUGUACAGGCGAUGGAUCUGCAGCACUGCCAUCUCGCCAUGUCCAGACUCGCGAUGGCUCCAGGAGGCCUCGUCCAGUGACACGUUUCCCUAGCAGUCAUGGUCUGAAACAGGAAUUAGAUCAUGCCACUCAUUUCCAAAUGUUCUGAUGUGAUCGAAAUGCAAGUUUAACUGGCUUAAUGACUGGUUUUAAACACUGUGCCCCUGGUCUUUCAACCACGUGAUAUAUGAGUUUUGUUUGAGGUAAAUAUCAAAACUGGACUAAAUGGCCUUGCUUUGUUUGCGAACAUAUGCUGUGUUUGCUUCAGUGUCCCCUGGUGUUAUUCAUAGACCUGGAAACGCUUCUAAGAUCCUGUUUGGCCGGUGUUUGCAUCUUCAGUGGCCAAAAGCAUUUAAACAAACCCCUUUGCCUUUCUCUGUAUUACAUUCAAUACAAUUGAUCAGUAGUCUUGAAAGAUGUUUUCUUGUCAUUGAUUUGUUUGUAUUGCUCUUUUCUUAUUUGACUGUUCUUAAGGAUUUUUUUUUAAUACAUUAGGUUUUGAGUGUCAGAACUCAGCUCUGAACGUAGAGCUCAUAUGUAACAAGACUCAGAAAGUGCAUUGGUCAUCAGUGUGUGAUGUCUGGCCUUUAAUUUGCUAUUCUUGUUUGGGAGUGUCAGUAGUUAAGACCUUGGGUAAGACCAAUUUCCCAAGGAUUACGAAAUGUUGGUAACUAAAGUUGUUAAUAUAAAAACACAAUCCUUAACACUGCCAAAUAUUAUCUUUAUUUACAACUGUAAUAUCUCAAAGGAACUAUACUGCCUAGAAUAUUUUCCCCAAAUGUUAUGUCUGUUUUCUUUAUAGUGUUAUACUUUUUUUCCUGAAGUUUUCACCAGCUUCUCUUUGAUCUCCCUUCACUAUAUUCCAUGGAGCAUGGUCGUAUGUAUUAGGAAAAAAGAGACACUUAAUGCGUAGAGCUCCAUUCCCUGUUCUAAAAUAUAUACACCCCUUUAGGCAUACAUUUUGCUGUGCACUGACCACCAGGGCAUACUUUUUGAAAUACAAGUAGAAACCAUGCCCCCUUUCUGCAAAACUGGUAGAAUAAUUAAAGUCUGCUCAUUUUAAAGGGUGAUGACAUAUUAUAUGAUAUAUACUAAGUGGGUCUCUCUAGUCACUUCUCAUUUAAGACUUUGGGGUACAUUUAUAACAAAGUACCAAAAGUCAGUAUCGCCUACUGACUAGUACAUUCUGAUUAGAGGAUAUACACAUACCAAGAGAUUAAAGAAUUAGCAAUAACCUUAUGAAGCUGAUAUAAUUUGAGGCCAUGUAAACAAGAUAUUUGCAUGUAGCUAUCUUUGAAUUCCACAAAGAAUUAAAUAAUAAAGACACUUUGCUAUUUAUAAUCACACUUUCGAGAGAUGCCUACUAAGGAAAAAUUGGAUUCCUUAGCUUGUCCAUACCAGCAUAAUUUGGAAAUAUAUCAAUUAGGCAUCUUUUUUUUUCUUUUUAACCCUCCUUACAAAACCUGCCUGUCUUUUCUCAUAGCACUACUAGUAUCUCCAUUUUGAUGUUUCUGUAAAUGCCUGACUAACUUAAGGAUAUGAAUUAAUAUAGUAGUUCAUGAAAGACCUGUGUUGACAAAUGGCAUAUUUUUUAUUUUUUACUUGAAAGACUUGUGGUGGUGGCUAGUGACGGCUUGAGCGUAGAAAUAGUAGUUUUUAUUUGAUGCAAAGCUGAAUACGGACAUCAGAACAGGCCUGAAUCUUUUACAGAUGUUUAUGUUACUUAGUAGCAGCAUUUACCUGGCUGGGAGCUCCAAUGUAGACAGGUUUAUGGAUGGUGAAGCCGCAUAGUGCUCUGUGGUCUGCACGGCUCGAAACUGCAACAUUAUGGCAUCAAAAUGCACCGAUACAUCACGCGCCAUGAGUUUCAUUUCACAAUCUGUGAUCUUUGUUCCUUCUCUUUUUCUUAAUAAAGUGCAGUUUUCAAUUAAAUGCACAAUAUAUUUUAAGAAACAUUGUACAAAAGUUUAAAAUGAGAAAAUUAUACCGGAUUUUUUUUUUCUUAAAACAGUAAAAAGAUGUGUAGAUGUUUGCCUUCUCUACUGGUAUGUGUGUUUUUUGAAAGCUAUUGAUAUAUCCUGUAAUUAUUAUGAAUUCAUAAAAGCUGUAUUUAUAAUGUAUUUAUUUCUUUUAAAUGGAUUCAGAAAUGAAAGAAAAAAAUAGGAAAAGGUUUACUGAUUGUAACAAGUAAAGAAAAUUAAACUAGACUUUCAGUUUUGCCAGAGAA